AUGUUGGAUUUGGAGGCGGCGAGCGUCGCUGAUUUGGAGCUCGAGAAGUGGGAGGGAGCAGACACUGCAAUUGCAGUCGAAGUCGAACGCAUCUUUCAGAUGGGUGCGUCGGGAGUCGGAGGGACCGCCUUUGUCAUAGGAGAUGGUGAUUUCUUCCCCGGCAUUGAUAUGACGGAUUGCGUGGAUGGUUUCACACUUUGUAUCGCUGUUCCAACUAUUGUGAGCAUUUGGAAGACAGCUGUGAUUGAUGAGGCAAAUGGUAGGAUAGAUGCCACCAAUCACGGAGUUGGGACCGCAGGGCAAAGCGUUGGUUUUGACAACACCGCUGAAUGGGUGUGGAGUGGUAAAAAGGGGGUUCUCGUAAAGUAUACGUGUGCCUUUGGCAAUGUUGAAGCGAGCUACAAGACCUUUUCCCUUGCCUGGGACCGUCUGGAUCUCAAAGAGUGGCAGGUCCAACUCACGUAUAGGGUCGGUCCCAAACACGAAUUAAGCUAUGGUAGUUGGGAUUUCCGGUUCAUCGGGCUAACCCAGGUUAAGAAACCCUCAACAAUCAUAUUGAGUGGACCAUAA
Bacidia gigantensis is the source of this 570-nucleotide messenger RNA. RefSeq lists its product as uncharacterized. The transcript is spliced from 2 exons. The coding region runs from base 1 to 570 and encodes 189 amino acids. The record is from RefSeq and is a predicted model, not a curated record. Lineage: Eukaryota; Fungi; Ascomycota; Lecanoromycetes; Lecanorales; Ramalinaceae.